AUUUAUAUGAUAUUCUCCCUUUGUUAUUGAAUUCUUAUCACUUAUUUAUUUAUUUUGGGGAGGUUGUUAAAAGGCCGUUGGGGGAAUGAUAUAGGUGUCAUAAAUUUGAUUUAUAAGGGCAAAAGUUUGUUAGUUAGAAUAAUAGUUUACCUUGGAGAGAUUUGUUUUUAUCUAAGUGUUUGGGGCCUUGGUUUUGUCAAAUAUAUCAUUGUUCAUACCUAUCCAAAUAGUUAGUUAAAAAGGCUUGCUUAGUAUUGUUGUUGACAAUAUUUAUAUUAAUUUAUAGUGAUAUAUAUAUAUAUAUAUAUAUGUAUAUUGAGUCUUGUAGCAGAUGAGGAAGAAUUUUAUGAAAGACUAUUGAAUUCAAGAUCAAUGUUCUUUCAUCCAUCUAAUCUGCAUCUUCCUCUUUAUUUGAUUCCUCACCCAUUUUUGAUUGGAUCACAAUACUUUCACCGACUUGCAUUAAAGAGAAGCAUGAAUUUUGAUACAGUUUUGUUUGUUUUCAGUCAAGAAGAGAGUUGAGUACAACUCACCUUUUUUCUUGUUACUCUUUCACUGUAAAUGAACAACACCCAACAGAUUGGUUUCCAAGAAAGAGUUCAACAAAACCAUGGCUUGGUCUAUGAUUAUAGCAGUUUAGAACACGCCAACCAAUCUUCCCAAUUUCCUGGUGGUUGUCAAAUGGGAAUUUGCAUUGAUUCAUCAUCAGCCAUGGAGGGAGGAGGAUCACAGCAACACAACUUUGGUUGUGGUGGGCAUGCUAAUUCAUCAAGUACCAUCAUGAGUCGUAUCGGUUCACCAUCUUCUGCUUUUUAUGCAACCGAGCGUUACAUGGGCUUUCCACAAUAUGAGUAUCAAUCUGGAAAUCCCAUUGUCCCCUCCCAACAACCCGAGAAUUAUGAUCUGCAAACUCCAUCAUAUCUAUCUGCAAGGGAUAGUUUUUAUUUCGAUACACCAGAGCAAGAUGACCCCAAUUUGCAGUCCAAACAUGCCCUGCAAUCUGAUGCGAAAUCCCACUUUUGUAGCAAUAAAAACUACAGUUCUGAAAAGAUCCUAUAAAACUCCAUGCAACAAUUUCUCAGAAACAGAACACAUUUUUCUGCUGAAAAGAAAGUUGCUUAGUGAUUUUGGUAAUUCAGAUAUGAGGCAGCCUUCAAUUCCUUUUGAAAGAAAUCGGGAUCUUAGUGUUUGUCACAAUUUGUAUAAUUCUCAGCAUGAGCAUUUGAGGCAGUCUGCAGCUAGACCUGCUGGAGGUGUUUCAGUUACUUCUGGUAACUCUGGAUCAGCCAUUUCGAGUAAAACACGAAUUCGAUGGACUCAAGAUCUUCAUGACUGCUUUGUUGAGUGUGUAAAUCACCUUGGUGGAGCAGAAAAGGCAACACCAAAGGCGAUACUGAAGCUAAUCGACUCAGAGCGGUUGACCAUCUUUCAUGUGAAAAGCCAUUUCCCUGUUUGGUAUCUUGAUAAAUAUCGAAUUGCAAAGUACAUGCCAGAUUCUGCAGAAGGAAAAUCUGAGAGGAAGAAUAACAUGAAUGAUGCAGCACAGAUUGAUAUUAAAGCUUGCUUGCAAAUCAGGGAGGCAUUACAACUACAACUAGAUGUCCAGAGAAGGCUUCACGAGCAGUUAGAGAUCCAGAGAAAUUUGCAGCUGAGGAUUGAAAAACAAGGGAAGCAGCUGAAGAUGAUGUUUGACCAGCAACAGAAAACAAGCAGCAGCCUCUUUGAGAUGCAUAAUUCAAAUAACACUUCCCCUGAUGAGCCAAUUGCUUAUGGUUCUGGAAAUACCCACUUCCCAUCCAAAAUAAGUUAGUUUCCAAAUGCUACAACCACAUUUUUAUGUUGCCUUUUCCACAUCCAUAUUCCAUACAAUCAAUCACAAUCACACAUAGUGUUCUAAGAAAGCUCAGCUCACCUCCUACAACAGGAUCAACAACUCCAGAAGCUACUCUUUGCAAUUUUUUGUACACAUAACAUUGUAGUGAUUCCUGCAGCUAUAUGAGGACAAGGGUGUCUUUGUAAUUUGGUUUGCAUAUAUCUCACAUGUCUUCUGUCUUUUGCCCCUUCCCUUGUAUGUUUUUCAAUAAAUGAGAAGAAGGAAACCUUCUUCUCAUUAUCAUGGUUUAAAUUUGUACAAGUACCUGUUGGGUUCAAUUUGACAUGGAAGUUUAUUGUAACUA
This is a messenger RNA of Camellia sinensis, 2177 nucleotides long. The record is from RefSeq and is a predicted model, not a curated record. NCBI's taxonomy places the organism in Eukaryota, Viridiplantae, Streptophyta, Magnoliopsida, Ericales, Theaceae.